AUGCAAGGAGUGAUUUGUCCGCAGGACUCACCCGAUGUGUGGUCAGUCAUAGAAUGUGGACAACUGGAGGUGGAGGGUAGCACGGAUCUCGAUUUACUUUUACCAAAUGGUUUCUUGGUCACUGUACGAUGUUCUAUGGAUUUCACCCUUGCUAUGCUUAAACAAGAAUUAUUCAUACAAGCGAAAAAAUUACCGCUGUUCAAUCUUUUGUUGACACCGUCGGAUUAUAUAUUUUUUACGAUUAGAACAGAUGGUGAACGUGAAGAACUAUACGAUGAAUCGCGUUCCAUAUUUUCAUUACGGCUUUUCGUGCCACUACUUUGCUUGAUUGAGCCUGAGGGCAAUCGUGAGGAAAAAGAACUCACACAUGAUAUCGGUCUAGCUAUUGGACGUCCGUUGGCAGAAAUUGAAGCGAAAUUAUCCUCCGAAGAAAUGUCAUAUCGUAUGGAUUUGUACAGAGUGUCAGAACAAGCAGUUUCUAAUCGCGGAGUUGUCGGCUAUUCUCAUUAUGCAUUCCCUGAAGAGGUUUCAAGUGAGUUAGAUGCUGAUAUCCCACUACAAGUCAAGUCAAAAAUCCAAAUGGCAGAUUUAUACAUUGAGUUAUGGUAUCGCAGUAGAGAGGAUGAGCUGGCAAAUAUCGAUACGAAUUGUGUUUGUGUUAAAAUUCGUAAAGUUAUUGGUGUUCAUGCUUCAGAUGCAGUAGCAAAUGCAAUAAAGGAGCUUAUGCAACAACAUAAAUUAUUUAUCAAGGAAGCUGCUUCUGAUUUCUUGUUGCAAAUAGCAGGACGGCGCUGUUUUUUAACCAAGGAUAUCAAGUUAACCAGCUUCGAGUAUGUCAGAUCAUCCUUCGAGAACUAUCGCAUACCGAAAUUCAUAUUGCGGAGAAAAGACAUUGUGAUGAAAGAUUUUACGGAACCUCCAUCCAUAACCAAACCAAGUUGGGUACGAGCGUAUGAGAGUCGACUCGAUCGAGCUGAUGAAAUUGCCAUGAAAGAAUGUUCUCUAUGGAAAGUGGAUGAUAAUCUAAAAUUGCGAAUACACAGCGCAUCUCAUUUAAGUAUAUUAGAUUUUGAUAAGAUAUAUGUGAAAGCAUCCCUAUAUCAUGGGAUAGAUCUUAUUGCGAAUAAAGAAUCAACUUGUGUUUCUCCUUCAAAUCCGCGUUGGAGUGAUGGCUGGAUCGAUUUCGAUAUAUGUUUGAGAGAUUUGGCUCUCUCUGUACAGCUGUGCCUUUCUCUAGUUGCUGUAAAACAAAAAAAGAAGGAGGAAUAUAGUGGAAUUGGUUGGGUGAAUAUACGUCUUUUCGAUUGCAAUGGGAAACUCGUUCAGGGCAAAUUCAUGCUUUAUUUGUGGCCUUUUCCGAAAUACUGCACCGAAUUACUUUAUCCAUCCGGACAAGUAGGGUCAAAUGACAAUCGCGAUACAGUUCGUAUUGAAGUGGAGUUUGAAGAUUAUGGAUGCAUCGAAUUUCCAGGUGUAGAUUCAGUGUGCGAAUAUGUCGAAAAGCUGGAUGUUCGCAGUACAAGAUUGCCUUUAUCAUCUUUAUCUUCACCAGCUAAUUCAGUGAAGGAAUUUCUUGAAUCUUUACGAUUUGUGGACGUUGAAGAUUUAACCGACAAGCAAAUGGAACAGUUAUGGGAAGCAAGAGAGUUAGUUGCACAAUAUAAGCCUGAUUUAUUACCAUUAAUUGCACGCUGUCCCUUGAUUUGGACGAGAAGAAGCGAAUUUUCACGAUUAUACGAAUUAUUAAAUCGAUGGGGUAAAAUUCAACCAGAGACAGCUUUGGUACUUCUGGAUUUCAAAUAUCCUGAUAGAAGAAUCCGAGAAUUUGCAGUAGAUUCACUUGAUAAUGUUUUGGACAAUGACAGAUUGCAUCUUUAUAUUUUGCCUCUCAUUCAGGUAUUGAAAUUUGAGCCUUAUGGGUCGUGUGCUUUGAGCAGAAUGCUUCUGAAAAGAGCGCUGUGUAAUAAUCGUAUUGGUCAUAUAUUGUUUUGGUUACUGCGAGCUGAACUUGGACAACUAAGUGAAGUAGGUCAGAAUUUAACAAAGAUUUACAAACGUUUUGCAUUAAUGAUUGAGGCCUAUUGUCGAGCUAACUAUAUUCAUCUUAAUUCUAUGUUACGACAAGUCGAUAUGGUAGUCAGAUUGACAAAUCUUAGUAAAAUUAUCAAAACCAUGAAGGAUAAUGAAUGCGCCACCAAGCAUUUGCAAAAAGAAUUGGCGUCAUAUGUGGAAAUAAUGCAGAAUAUGAUCUCACCUCUAGAUAUUUCCGAUAGUUUAGGCGAAUUAAACAUUGAACUUUGCAAGGUGAUAGGAAGUGCGAAACAACCACUUCGGUUAGCUUGGACUAAUCCAGAACCUCUUGCUCGAUUGCAUAGUGAGACGCAUCAAAUUAUCUUCAAGAAUGGUGACGAUCUGCGGCAGGAUAUGCUAACUUUACAAGUUAUGCGUAUUAUGGAUGCACUGUGGAAAAGCAAAGAUUAUGAUCUCUGCUUAAGCAUUUAUGAAGUAUUGCCAAUGGGAAGAAAUGUUGGAAUGAUUUAUGUUGUUCAGAACUGCAGUACACUUUUCGAAAUUCAGUGUGCUGCAAAACAACUCGGCUCAACGUUCAGUAUGGAAAGCGGUCUUAUUAAUAAAUAUAUACGAAAUUGUUCGGAGAAUUCAAAAGUAUAUUUGGAAGGAGUUGAUCGUUUUACUGCUUCAUGUGCCGGAUAUUGUGUUGCAACAUAUGUGUUGGGAAUCAAGGAUAGACACCAGGAUAAUAUCAUGCUAGCCAAAGAUGGAAGGAUGUUCCAUAUCGAUUUUGGACAUUUUUUGGGGCAUUAUAAAAAGAAAUUAGGUAUUAAUCGUGACCGAGUACCGUUUGUUCUGACCGAUCACUUUCUGUGUGUUAUAGCCAAAGGCAAAAGCAAUUUCCGUGACAGCCAUGAAUAUAAAAAGUUCAAGAAGCUAUGUACGGAUGCAUAUAUUAUAUUGCAUCAACGGUCCAAGUUAUUCAUUUCCCUCUUUUCGAUACUACUAUGUAUGGGACUUCCUGAGUUGCAAAAGGCGGAAGAUAUUGAUUUCUUGAAAGGAACAUUAUGCUCUGAUAUGGAUUCUAAUCAUGCAGCUACAUCAUUUUACAAAAUUUUUGAAGAAGCCUUUAGCGGCGCAUGGUCAACUAAAACCAACUGGUUCUUCCAUUCUGUAAAACAUUUAUAAAUAGUUUUUUGAAGAAAAAAAAAUCGACCCAACUCAAACGAUGUAGAUAGCCGUAUGACGAAUGAUAAAUACUUGAAGCCUUUCAGAUCCACUUCUCGUCUCAGUAAGGAAGUCUGCUUUUUAUGUCAUAGUUAUUUCUGGAUACUCACAGCGAUAGAAAGGGGACUUAUCUAAGGAA
Messenger RNA from Loa loa (African eye worm), 3376 nucleotides. Its product is annotated as phosphatidylinositol 3-and 4-kinase. The transcript has 23 exons. The record is from RefSeq and is a predicted model, not a curated record. NCBI's taxonomy places the organism in Eukaryota, Metazoa, Nematoda, Chromadorea, Rhabditida, Onchocercidae. Gene Ontology annotation, biological process: phosphatidylinositol-3-phosphate biosynthetic process; phosphatidylinositol 3-kinase/protein kinase B signal transduction; phosphatidylinositol-mediated signaling. Gene Ontology annotation, molecular function: 1-phosphatidylinositol-3-kinase activity; 1-phosphatidylinositol-4-phosphate 3-kinase activity. The coding region runs from base 1 to 3198 and encodes 1065 amino acids. Gene Ontology annotation, cellular component: phosphatidylinositol 3-kinase complex; cytoplasm; plasma membrane.